Molecule: messenger RNA, 426 nt
Organism: Geodia barretti
Lineage: Eukaryota; Metazoa; Porifera; Demospongiae; Tetractinellida; Geodiidae
Source: the annotation of a GenBank genome assembly
AUGGCCUGGGGCCCCGACCGGAACUCGGCAAUCUCCACGCUGGACUCCGCCCUGGCGGAAUUCCGACUGGAAGGCGUGGACACCAACAUCCCCCUCUUGCGGGAUGUGCUGGUCAGCCCGGAGUUCGUUGGUGGCGGAUACCACACCGGCACUCUGCCGGCCAUUCUUGAGCGACGGCUUCUAGCUAAAGACGCGGAAUCCAACGUGAACCGUAACGGGACCAACCCCGCCCAUAAAUCGGGUUCCGGCGCACCCGCGCCCGAGCUCGACCCACGCGCUUUGGCGGCGGCCAUCGGCGCGGCCGCGGUCUAUGCCGCUCAGGAACAGAACCCAGCGGGAGCGUCGGCCGGCGACCGCGGUUCACGCUGGCGCACGCAGGGCCGUCGGGAACUGUUCCGCUCACGGCUUGGCAGUGGAUCCUGGUAG